Molecule: messenger RNA, 1469 nt
Organism: Anopheles nili
Lineage: Eukaryota; Metazoa; Arthropoda; Insecta; Diptera; Culicidae
Product: facilitated trehalose transporter Tret1-like
Exons: 2
Coding region: 47-1468 (473 amino acids)
Biological process (GO): transmembrane transport
Cellular component (GO): membrane
Molecular function (GO): transmembrane transporter activity
Source: RefSeq, a predicted model, not a curated record
ACUUCGCAAGCAUAAGUGUUUAGGCAUUCCUCCCAAGCACGUCACCAUGGCAACUGCAUCGGUCUGGAUUGGUCGCCUGCUACGCUAUCGAAAUGAAUAUCUGGCAGCGUUGUCUGCCACGUUGUGCAUCUUUAUGGUCGUGUGCUCAAACGCCUGGUCUUCGCCGGCUCUGCCGAAGCUGCUGAAGGAACCAAACCCACCGGUAGAAAUAACGCCCGGUCAAGGCUCAUGGAUCGUAUCGAUUCAGGCUAUCGGUGGUAUCUUCGGGAUGAUCCUGACGGGGCUCAUUGUGGACCGGUUCGGACGCAAGUGGCCCUUUAUCGCUAGUGCCCUGCCUGUCAUAGCCGGUUGGAUUAUGAUCGCGCUGACAGAAGUCUCGAUCUGGCUCUACGUGGCCCGCUUCCUGUUCGGGAUGUCGUACGGUAUGGCCUAUGGCAUCGCUCCCAUCUACAUCGGUGAGAUUGCCUCGGAUGCAGUCCGAGGUGCGGCUGCAUCACUCAUCACCGUGAUGGCCAAGUUAGCUAUCCUGUUCGAAUAUUCUGUCGGACCGUACGUCGAUUUCGAGACGCUAGCGUGGCUCUCGAUGAUCGGUCCGGUGCUGUUUCUGCUCACCUUUGCGUGGAUGCCUGAGUCUCCACACUACCUUCUUAGUCGAGGUCGCUGUGAUGAAGCCCGACGUUGUCUUCAGUGGCUCAGGAGACAUUCGAAUGUGGAGGAAGAACUCAUCGCCACACGGAAAUCCAUCGAGCGGACGGUCAGCGAGCGUGGAUCCAUGCGUGAACUUCUGUUGCCGGAGUACCGAAACAAUCUCAUCAUUGUUCUUAUACUCGCUUUCGGCGUACAGAUGACCGGCAUGCAGGCGAUCCUCAGCUACGCCCAGACCAUCUUCUCCCAAAUCUCAAGUGACCUCACCGAGGCCGAAAUGUCGAUCGUGCUUGGAGCGGUGCAGAUGGUGACGGUCCUGUUCCCAGUCGUGCUGGUCGAUCGGGUUGGACGUCGCCCACUAAUGCUGUGGUCUUCCGUGGGAAGCACGUUGGGACUCCUACUCGGGGCCAUUUACUUUACGCUCGAUGCAGCGGGCGUUUCUGUGGGUGACUUUGGGUGGGUGUCCUUUGUGGGACUGGUGCUUUUCGUGGUUUCCUAUGCGUUUGGUCUCGCUACCAUACCGUUUGCGAUAUUGAGUGAAAUAUUUCCGAAAAAUAUUCGCGCCUACGCUAAUGCCCUAUUCGGUAUCCUUAGUGGAGCCUUGAUUUUUGCCAUAGUGAAGUUGUUUCAGGUGGCACUAGACAACGUUGGAGCGUAUCUUCCAUUUUGGGUGUUUACCGUUAGCACCGGGCUCACACUUGGGCUCGUCUUUCUAUUCAUUCCCGAGACAAAGGGACGCAGUUUGGACGAGGUGCAGGACAUUAUUGCCGGAUGGCGUAGGAGGCGCAAUUCAGCAGACAUCGUGCGUACUGCUGCUCUGUAAA